Molecule: messenger RNA, 300 nt
Organism: Seminavis robusta
Lineage: Eukaryota; Bacillariophyta; Bacillariophyceae; Naviculales; Naviculaceae
Source: the annotation of a GenBank genome assembly
AUGAUGUUACGAAGAGGAUGGCCCCACUACUUGGAAGCCGAAGAGGAUGGUCAAGGAUGGGAGAACGAGCAUGGAUUCGCCAGUCACUAUAUUGUCUGGCUGAGCAGUGGCGCGACUGAAGCCGACAUUGAAACCAUGGUCUCUGCGAAUGGCAAGAAGCUAACAAUCAGUGAGAAGUGGCACCAAGACCUCUUGGAUAUUGGGGAGUUCUAUUAUCUUAUCAACAACACACAAGGGAAACUAGAGGAUACCAAUGUGAGGCGCCAAUGCCAUGCAGCAGAUGUCAGUGUCCAUCCUUGA